Messenger RNA from Galeopterus variegatus (Sunda flying lemur), 2784 nucleotides. It is a transcript of the gene POLR3B, whose product is annotated as polymerase (RNA) III (DNA directed) polypeptide B. Gene Ontology annotation, molecular function: DNA binding; DNA-directed RNA polymerase activity; ribonucleoside binding. The transcript is spliced from 15 exons. Gene Ontology annotation, biological process: DNA-templated transcription. The annotation marks the transcript as partial. Gene Ontology annotation, cellular component: RNA polymerase III complex. The record is from RefSeq and is a predicted model, not a curated record. NCBI's taxonomy places the organism in Eukaryota, Metazoa, Chordata, Mammalia, Dermoptera, Cynocephalidae.
UAUCUCUUCUUUUUGAAGAUUUGUUCAAAAAAUUUAAUUCUGAAAUGAAGAAGAUUGCAGACCAGGUGAUUCCUAAGCAAAGAGCAGCCCAGUUUGAUGUUGUGAAGCACAUGCGCCAAGACCAGAUUACCAAUGGCAUGGUGAAUGCCAUUUCUACUGGAAACUGGUCUCUAAAGAGAUUUAAAAUGGACCGCCAGGGUGUGACCCAAGUGCUGUCUCGCUUGUCCUAUAUAUCCGCACUGGGCAUGAUGACGAGAAUCUCUUCCCAGUUUGAAAAAACAAGAAAAGUGAGUGGUCCUCGCUCCCUCCAGCCGUCUCAGUGGGGAAUGCUCUGUCCUUCAGACACGCCCGAAGGAGAGGCAUGUGGUUUAGUUAAAAACUUGGCCCUUAUGACACACAUCACAACUGAUAUGGAAGAUGGACCCAUUGUUAAAUUAGCCAGUAACCUGGGAGUAGAAGAUGUGAAUUUAUUAUGUGGGGAAGAGCUCUCUUACCCAAACGUGUUUCUCGUCUUUCUUAAUGGUAACAUCCUGGGUGUCAUUCGAGACCAUAAAAAGCUGGUGAAUACAUUUCGACUGAUGCGAAGAGCAGGAUAUAUCAAUGAAUUUGUUUCCAUCUCAACAAAUCUUACAGAUCGAUGUGUCUAUAUUUCCUCUGAUGGAGGAAGGCUAUGCAGGCCCUACAUAAUUGUUAAGAAACAGAAGCCAGCAGUCACAAAUAAACAUAUGGAAGAGCUGGCUCAGGGGUACAGGAAUUUUGAAGAUUUCUUACAUGAGAGUCUGGUUGAGUAUUUAGAUGUGAAUGAAGAAAAUGAUUGUAACAUUGCUCUCUAUGAACAUACAAUUAAUAAGGAUACAACCCACUUGGAGAUUGAACCCUUCACCCUUCUUGGCGUUUGUGCUGGCCUGAUCCCGUACCCUCACCACAACCAGUCCCCGAGAAACACAUAUCAGUGUGCCAUGGGGAAACAAGCUAUGGGUACCAUUGGAUAUAACCAGCGAAACAGAAUUGACACUCUUAUGUAUCUAUUAGCUUAUCCACAAAAACCCAUGGUUAAAACAAAAACCAUUGAGUUGAUAGAAUUUGAGAAAUUGCCAGCUGGACAGAAUGCGACAGUUGCUGUGAUGAGUUAUAGUGGCUAUGAUAUUGAAGAUGCUCUUGUUUUAAACAAGGCCUCCUUGGACAGAGGCUUUGGGCGUUGCCUUGUAUAUAAAAAUGCUAAAUGUACAUUGAAACGAUACACCAAUCAGACUUUUGAUAAAGUGAUGGGACCUAUGUUGGAUGCUACUACAAGGAAACCCAUCUGGCGACAUGAAAUUCUAGAUGCAGAUGGUAUUUGUUCUCCAGGUGAGAAAGUAGAAAACAAACAAGUGCUUGUAAAUAAGUCCAUGCCCACAGUGACUCAGAUUCCUUUGGAAGGAAGCAAUGUGCCACAGCAACCACAGUACAAAGAUGUGCCCAUAACCUACAAAGGGGCAACGGAUUCAUAUAUUGAAAAAGUGAUGAUAUCUUCAAAUGCUGAAGAUGCUUUUCUGAUCAAAAUGCUGCUGAGACAGACAAGGCGUCCAGAGAUUGGAGACAAAUUCAGCAGUCGUCAUGGGCAAAAAGGUGUUUGUGGCUUGAUUGUACCCCAGGAAGACAUGCCAUUUUGUGAUUCUGGCAUUUGUCCGGACAUCAUAAUGAACCCACAUGGGUUCCCAUCACGAAUGACGUUCAGUGAGCCCUUAGAAGCAUACAUCUAUUUCGGCCCUGUGUAUUAUCAGAAGCUGAAACACAUGGUGCUGGAUAAGAUGCAUGCCCGGGCCCGGGGCCCACGAGCCGUCCUUACCAGGCAACCCACUGAAGGUCGAUCUCGUGAUGGUGGCUUGCGCCUUGGAGAAAUGGAACGCGACUGUUUAAUCGGUUAUGGAGCCAGUAUGCUUCUGCUAGAGAGACUAAUGAUUUCAAGUGAUGCCUUUGAGGUUGAUGUCUGUGGGCAGUGUGGACUUCUGGGGUAUUCCGGCUGGUGCCAUUACUGCAAGUCAUCAUGCCACGUGUCCUCCCUCCGCAUUCCAUAUGCCUGCAAGCUGCUCUUCCAGGAACUGCAGUCUAUGAACAUUAUCCCCAGGUUAAAACUGUCCAAGUACAAUGAAUAAGGAUGGAAAAGAUGAUAUUUAAAGAGAACAGUCAAUACAUCCAGUGCAAGGGAAAUCAGAGAGAUUGAGGACUACUUCUGCUCACGUGAAUAAUUCCUUUCAGUGUUCUCUCUCAAAAACAAACAAACAAAUGGAUGGAGAGGCUUUUAUGUACUAGAAGACUGACCAAAAGGCCUUCAUCAGUGAGCAUCAAGCCAUGGGAGAAGUGCCAACAACAUGGACUAUAAUGCAGUUUGAUUCACAAAUGAACAUGACCUAAAGGCUAAAUAAACUUUUAUUUAUGCUCUGAUAUCUUACAAUGUACUCACUUGAAAGACCUUACUCCUUAUAAAGAAUGUUUGAGGUUAAAUUUCCCGUGAUAUCUUCUAGCUAACAAAACUCAGCAUUCUUAGGAAACUUGGAGGAGGUGAGGAAUCCAUUUGCAUUGGUUAACGUGGCUCUUGUUGAGGUGGCUGAUUCUGAGCAGUAUGCUGAGGAAAAAGAGUGUGUGAAGCUGAGAUAGUGGCCAAUAAAGUGAUGGCUUUCUUAUGUGGCACUGUGAGGGGAUCAAUUUUCCCAGCAAUUACAUCUUGCCCUUACACACCCAAACUUUGUAAUUUUAAUCUUGGCGAAAUAAAAUAUAUGCCUACCUUGUUAGGCAAAAAUAUCA